AUGGAAGGCGGUGCACAUCUGUCUAUGGCCAUCGACAAAGCCAUGGAUACCAUUCGCCAGCUUCGUGGCCUCGGCGUGGAUGCGGAUGUCGAUUUGCCUCGCAUCUGUGUCGUCGGCAAGCAGAGCUCCGGCAAAUCGUCGGUGAUGGAAGCCCUCACAGGUAUUGAGGUGCCACGCGCAGCGGGCACCUGCACGCGGUGUGCCUUCGAGAUCUACACGGCCUCCUCUGCUGUCGACUUCGAGUGUACGGUCAGCGUGCGCUGUGCAGAGCAGUCAAGGCUGGUGCUUGCAGAGAGUCACGAGAAAUCCGAGGUGGCUGAGAUGUUGCGCUUGGCGCAGGAGCUCCUCCUAAGCCCUGUGGGCUUGGAGAAGUAUCAGAAAAAGCUUCAGAAGCAGCGAGAGAAGCAGGGCAAGCAGGGACUCCUCAACUUGGAGUCCUUGCGUUGCGCAGCGCGCCCAGAAAACUACGAUGACGAUGAGGACAGCAGGAGGCAAUUUACAAAAGAUGUCGUCCAGGUGGACAUCAAGGGCAAGGGGUUCAAGGACUUGCAGUUGAUCGACCUCCCAGGCCUCAUAGCAUCAGGCGGAGAGGAGCUGGUGGAGCUUAUUCGAGACUUGUGCUGCGAGUACUUGAAGCGGGAGAACACGCUGAUUGCCAUGUGCUGUCCCUUUGAUGACGACUUAGAGAAUCAAGAAGUCAGGAGCUUGGCAAAACGGUACGACCCCGAUGGCCUUCGCACUGUUGGGAUCCUCACGAAGCCCGACAAGAUCCCGGAAGGACUCGAGGCACAGCGCCGGAACCUGCUUCGCAACCCGGAGGGCCCUUAUCGGCUUCAGCAUGGAUACUUCGCGGUCAAGAACCCGGCGCAGAAUGAGAUAGAACGCGGAAUCACAGCGAGAGAGGCCCGGACCCAGGAGGCGGAUUUCUUCGGAGAGUGGCAGGAUGCGCCGGAUCGGUGCGGAACCGAAAGGCUCCGCGAGUUCUUGGGCGAGCAGCUGCACCGCCUCAUCGUAGAGCAGCUGCCCCCGUUGCGAGCGGAGCUGUCUGAAAAGCUUGAAGAGGCAAAGCAGGAACUCCAGGCGAUGGGAGGUGCUGUGAAACCGCAGGAGGCAAUGACUCACCUGGUGCGUCUGAUUGACAGCAUCCAGAACCGCCUUGACAGCUUGGUGGAGGCCAAGGAUCGCUCUGAGUUGAGCCUUUGGAAGGGUGUGGAGAAAGCGUACCUGGACUUGCGUGAGGCCUGCUACGCUUGUCGGCCUGUCUUCCAUGUGUGCGACACGCCUUUGGAUGACAGUGACCUCACGGAUGCCGCCAGAAAAGUGGAGCUGACGAGUUGGGAGGAUUGGCAAAACCUCACACGACACAUGAACCAUCGACGCAUUCUGGACCAAGACAUCGACAUGCGGUGGGGGUCGUUCCAACUUCGCAAGGGGUCUCGGGUCGUAGGGCCUCUCUGGAGCAAGCUUCCGGGAAGCUAUGGGAAGCCGCUCUGGAGUGUGAAGCAGAAGAGUGCAGCACCAGGUUGGCAAGGUGGCUGGCAGGCAGAGCCGACCAUCACGGUUGACAGCCAGGGUAGAGAGGUGACGGUGAAUGUUUACAGCACGUAUCGCUGGCGACCGGCAGAGCUGCUGAAGGAGAAUCCGCCGUGGCCGGUGGUGGUGUUCGUGCAGCCACCUCUGGAUGAAAGGGCCAUCACGACCCUCCCUCAUCUGAAGAAGCUGAUCGAGGAGAAAAGAGGUCGCGAGCUGAGGUUGCCUGGGGGCCCGGCGCCCUAUGUCGCUGCGCAGGUGGUGAUUGCCGAAGCAAUUCAGCAGUGGCGGGUCCCAGCCGAAAGAUGCAUUUCAGAUGCCAGACGCCAGAUGGAGGAUGCAAUCUGCCACGUGGUUUCCGAGGUGACGAUGCCAUAUACGGCUUUGUUCGAGACCGUGAAAAGCUCACUCCUGUCCACCCUGUCAGAGGCAUUUGCAGCCUGCCAGAGGGGAACGGAAAAGUUGCUUCAGCAAGAGCAGUCUCCGGAUCUCUUCACUCAGAAUGACCACUACUUGCAGGACAGCUUCCACAAGGCCCGAAGAAUGGUAAAGCGGCUUCUCGGCCUGGUGGUGGAUUUUGACGAGUUGGAGCCCGAAAAGCAGACGCAGCUUCGGCAGCUUCUACGUGAGAGUGGCCUGCAGUUGUGUGCUGACGUGACCGAACCCUCGCAGGAUGACGAUGCAAUUUGGUGCCUUUGCAUGGCGCACGCGUACCACAAGGUGGCCUUCAAGCGCUUCUGUGACCAGCUUCCCCGAGAGGUGGACCACAUGCUAUUGCGCCCUGUGGUCUGCAAGAUCAAGGAGAACAUCUGGAACGGUCUGCAGGAUGCGAUCCAGGCAGGAAAUGUGCAUCAUUUCUUUUUGGAAGAUCAGAGGACGCUAGAGAAGCGCAAGCAGCUGGAGGACAAGGUGACACGCCUCUCCCGCGGAUUGCGGCUGCUUCAGGAGUAG
This is a messenger RNA of Symbiodinium sp. CCMP2456, 2481 nucleotides long. The record is from the annotation of a GenBank genome assembly. Lineage: Eukaryota; Dinophyceae; Suessiales; Symbiodiniaceae.